This is a messenger RNA of Closterium sp. NIES-67, 2359 nucleotides long. Lineage: Eukaryota; Viridiplantae; Streptophyta; Zygnematophyceae; Desmidiales; Closteriaceae. The record is from the annotation of a GenBank genome assembly.
CUUUCAUUGAUCCCCCUCCCAUUCCCCCCCUGCUUUCAUUGAUCCCCCUCCCAUUCUCCCCCUGCUUUCAUUGCUCCCCCUCCCAUUCUCCCCCUGCUUUCAUUGAUCCCCCUCCCAUUCCCCCCCUGCUUUCAUUGAUCCCCCUCCCAUUCUCCCCCUGCUUUCAUUGAUCCCCCUCCCAUUCUCCCCCUGCUUUCAUUGAUCCCCCUCCCAUUCCCCCCCUGCUUUCAUUGAUCCCCCUCACAUUCUCCCCCUGCUUUCAUUGAUCCCCCUCCCAUUCCCCCCCUGCUUUCAUUGCUCCCCCUCCCAUUCUCCCCCUGCUUUCAUUGAUCCCCCUCCCAUUCUCCCCCUGCUUUCAUUGAUCCCCCUCCCAUUCCCCCCCUGCUUUCAUUGCUCCCCCUCCCAUUCUCCCCCUGCUUUCAUUGAUCCCCCUCCCAUUCUCCCCCUGCUUUCAUUGAUCCUCUCCCAUUCUCCCCCUGCUUUCAUUGCUCCCCCUCCCAUUCCCCCCCUGCUUCAUUGCUCCCCCUCCCAUUCUCCCCCUGCUUUCAUUGAUCCCCCCCCCCAUUCCCCCCCUGCUUUCAUUGAUUCCCCUCCCAUUCCCCCCUGCUCGCCCUCCCAUUCUCCCCCUGCUUUCAUUGACCCCCCUCCCAUUCUCCCCCUGCUUUCAUUGAUCCCCCUCCCAUUCCCCCCCUCCUUUCAUUGAUCCCCCUCCCAUUCCCCCCCUGCUUUCAUUGCUCCCCCUCCCAUUCUCCCCCUGCUUUCAUUGAUCCCCCUCCCAUUCUCCCCCUGCUUUCAUUGAUCCCCUCCCAUUCCCCCCUGCUCGCCCUCCCAUUCUCCCCCUGCUUUCAUUGACCCCCCUCCCAUUCUCCCCCUGCUUUCAUUGAUCCCCUCCCAUUCCCUCCCUGCUUUCAUUGAUCCCCCUCCCAUUCUCCCCCUGCUUUCAUUGAUCCCCUCCCAUUCUCUCCCUGCUUUCAUUGAUCCCCCUCCCAUUCCCCCCCUGCUUUCAUUGAUCCCCCUCCCAUUCUCCCCCUGCUUUCAUUGCUCGCCCUCCCAUUCUCCCCCUGCUUUCAUUGUUCCCCUCCCAUUCCCCCCCUGCUUUCAUUGAUCCCCCUCCCAUUCUCCCCCUUCUUUCUUUGAUCCCCUCCCAUUCUCCCCCUGCUUUCAUUGCUCCUCCUCCCAUUCCCCCCCUGCUGUCAUUGAUCCCCUCCCAUUCCCCCCCUGCUUUCAUUGAUCCCCCUCCCAUUCUCCCCCUUCUUUCUUUGAUCCCCUCCCAUUCUCCCCCUGAUUUCAUUGCUCCUCCUCCCAUUCCCCCCCUGCUUUCAUUGAUCCCCUCCCAUUCCCCCCCUGAUUUCAUUGAUCCCCUCCCAUUCCCCCCCUUCUUUCAUUGCUCCCCCUCUCAUUCUCCCCCUGCUUUCAUUGAUCCCCCUCCCAUUCCCCCCCUGCUUUCAUUGAUCCCCCUCCCAUUCUCCCCCUGCUUUCAUUGCUCCCCCUCCCAUUCUCCCCCUGCUUUCAUUGAUCCCCUCCCAUUCCCCCCCUGCUUUCAUUGAUCCCCCUCCCAUUCUCCCCCUGCUUUCAUUGAUCCUCUCCCAUUCUCCCCCUGCUUUCAUUGCUCCCCUUCCCAUUCCCCCCCUGCUUUCAUUGAUCCCCCUCCCAUUCCCCCCCUGCUUUCAUUGAUCCCCCUCUCAUUCUCCCCCUGCUUUCAUUGUUCCCCCUCCCAUUCUCCCCCUGCUUUCGUUCCUCGUCCCUGCUCCAGUUCUCACCCCUUCCUCUUUGUUCCACCCCCUCAUGCCUUCCAUUUCCUCCCUUUCCUCUCCCUGAUUCCCUUCUCACCCCCCUUUUGUUGGUUCCAGGGCGGGCAUGGCUGCCCUGGGGACAUGACCUUUGGGUGCGCUACCCUUCCCCUUCUUCCGCCUUCCCCUCCUUCCACCUUUCCCCUCCUUCCACCUAUUCCUCCUUACCCCAACUCCCUUCCACUCUGAACCUGAGUACCUUGCUCCCCUCCCCCCUGCAGUCACCCUCAGCCCCUAAGCCUAUCUCAGUAUCUCUUGAGCUCGUCUCUCUCUCUCCCUCUCUCUCACUCCCUGCCCAUCUCUCUGCCCAUCUCCCCAUCAUCCCUUGAUCCCAUACUCCUCCCAUUUCCCCCUUCCCCCAUCCUUUCACAGCACGGAUACACUCUUGCAGGGGAUUCUGUAAUCACCCGAAUUUCAGAGUGUAUCUGAUUUUAGGGAUUUUAGGGGAAUUCACAGGUGCAUGUUUUGAAAUGGAAUUUAUAAGCCCAUGUGCUAACAAAAAGGGAUUUGAGUCGUCGUGUUAUAUUCGUAGUACAGUUUCCCAGAGUCCCUAAUGCUGGAACACUUUG